Setaria italica (foxtail millet) is the source of this 745-nucleotide messenger RNA. RefSeq lists its product as uncharacterized. The record is from RefSeq and is a predicted model, not a curated record. The transcript has a single exon. Lineage: Eukaryota; Viridiplantae; Streptophyta; Magnoliopsida; Poales; Poaceae. Bases 71 to 496 code for a protein of 141 amino acids.
UCCCUCCUUCCCUCGCUCUCUCCUCUCCAAGGAAUCAAGCACCCAACCAGAACCAGGCAGGCAGGCAGCCAUGGCCGUGGCCUGCGCGCCGCUCGCGGGCAGAUGGGAGAUCGGCGGCCCGGGGCUCCCGCUCGGGGGCCUGUUCACGGAGGCGGAGAUGGCGGCGGCGGACCUGCUCGUGCAGCUCAGCGGUAGCGGCGGAGGGGACGACGGCGGGGCGGCGCCGGAGUCGCCGCGGUCGGUGAACACGUGCGCGGGCGCAGCGGCGUGGGCGGAGGAGGAGGAGCGGGAGCGGGAGGCGGUGCUCGGUCUCGAGCUCGACAGGAGGGCGAGGAAGAGGUACCGGCUGGUGUCGGAGCUCUACGACGCCACAAGGCCCGUGGCCGGCGCGGGCGCGGGCGCGGGCAGCGCCAGGAAGAGGAAGCGGGGUCACCGGACGGAGGCGGAGGCGGAGAUGGCGAUGAGGUACGGAGAUCAGCGCUUUCUAGGCUUCUAGAGGUAGACCGGGAGAUGGAGGAAGAGUAGAGGUAGACAGGGAGACGGUGGGAGAUGGGAGGGAAGGGCUUUUGUGUAAUUACAGAAGAUUCGUAGGGUCUGUUUUGCAAUGUCGGUCCUUUUGCUGCUUUUCAAAGUAGAAGUAGAAGAAGGGGGAGCAAGACAAGAAAAGUGAAGCUAGCUUGUACAGAAAGUUGGUAGUGCCGCUACUACGUUUUGAAUUCGAAUUUUGGAUGUCAACUGGGCCACA